Parathielavia appendiculata is the source of this 2616-nucleotide messenger RNA. Its product is annotated as RabGAP/TBC. The transcript is spliced from 5 exons. NCBI's taxonomy places the organism in Eukaryota, Fungi, Ascomycota, Sordariomycetes, Sordariales, Chaetomiaceae. Bases 1 to 2616 code for a protein of 871 amino acids. The record is from RefSeq and is a predicted model, not a curated record.
AUGCCCACCAGCGACGAGACGGUCCAGCAGGAGUUCGAUGAGCGGCAGCAUGCUACGGAGACGGGGGGGACACAAAACACACCCGAUGUGGAAGAGCAGAAUACAGAAGAACGGGAGACACCUGGCAAUGGCUCCGACAAGGACACGGACACCUUCGAGGACGCUGUUGACACAGGGUCUUUGCGGUCACUUACUAAACGCCAACGCCCUAUCAAACCUCCGUCACUCGAGGAGCGGACCAACUCUGACUACGACGACGAUGCUUCGCCGUCUCCUGCAGCGGACACCAAGCCCGAUUCCCAAGAGGUCCCCCCAGAGGAGAAGUCACUGCGCCCGCUCUCCCAAGCAUCCGCCGGCUCCCUCGACGAAGUGAAACUCGAUGACGAGGCGGUAACCACAACAACGACCGCUCCUCCGAAAGAGAAGAGCCCCCCGCCUGAGAGGACCAAGACCAUGUCCUUCAGCAGUCUAACGAAUGCACUGCCUCCGAUGCCAUGGUCACCUCCCGCCACCGAGUCCCAGUCAAAGAGCCCGCCUGCCGUGGCAGCAACAGCGACAGCAACAGCGCCGCCCCCACCCGCCCCAGCACCAGUAUCCACAGGCAGGAAAUUCAACAGCCCAUUCUCAUGGCUGUCCCGGAGUUCCUCUAAAGAACCUCCAGCUGUGCAGCAUGCCCCUUCGACGAGGAGAAACACUGCAAGCUCUGUUGCGACCCUGACGAGCAAUUCGGAAAUGAUGUUGAGCAAGCUGGAGGAGGAUAAGAACGGGGAAGGAAGGGACACCGGGUCACGCAAUAGCUUGAAAGACCGCUUCAAGGCGCUCCGCAUGAUUGGAGAGGCGGUCCCUCCACCUGAAGAUAAGACUGGCCCAGGGGCGAGCGAUGCUGGGGAGAGCAGUCUGGCGGCGCACCCUCCCGUGUCACCGCUGCCGCAAAGUCCAAACAAGAACCUCGCCCCAGGAACUGCCUCGGGCGUCACGGCCGGCCCUUCAUCCAUCGCUGAUGCCCCAGUGGACUGGGAUCUCUGGCAAGCCGUCGUAAACGAAGGGCCAGCCGCAGUUGCUCGAUCUAGCCCAGAGGAUUUGAACAAGGCCAUUGCCACUGGCAUCCCGAAUGCUAUCCGCGGCGUCAUUUGGCAGGUCCUGGCCCAAAGCAAAAACGAGGAGCUCGAGGCUGUCUACCGGGAGCUCGUGGUACGAGGCACCGAUAAAGAGAACAAGGAUAAGGAUAGGCAGAGCAGCGGGACGACAAUAAGCGCGACCAUCAAUGGCAGUGCCAAAGGAUCGGCAUCCUCUGCCUCGUCGGUCCAUUCCGAGAAUUCUCAAAGCGGCGUGCCAUCACCGACUGAGAAGGACUCGGAGUCCACAAAGAAGGCACAGGCUGCCUCUGCCGCCCAGCGGCAGAAGAAGGAGAAGGAAGACUUGGCCAUGCUGCAGAAGCUCGAGAAGACGAUUAAGAGAGACCUCGGCGCCAGGACAAGCUAUUCCAAGUUUGCCGCUGCUCAGGGUCUCCAAGAGGGCUUGUUCGGUGUCUGCAAGGCGUACGCCUUGUUCGACGAGGGUGUUGGCUAUGCUCAAGGCAUGAACUUCCUUGUGAUGCCACUCCUAUUCAACAUGCCAGAAGAGGAAGCUUUUUGCUUGCUCGUGAGGUUGAUGAACCAGUACCGCCUCCGGGAUCUCUUCAUUCAAGACAUGCCCGGUCUCCAUCUGCAUCUGUACCAAUUUGAACGCCUCCUUGAAGAUUUCGAGCCGGCGCUCUACUGCCACCUCCGGCGGCGCGGUAUCUCGCCUCACCUGUAUGCCACACAAUGGUUCCUCACCCUCUUCGCCUACCGCUUCCCCCUCCAACUUGUCCUCCGCAUCUACGAUCUGAUUCUCUCCGAAGGCCUCUCAGCCAUCCUCAAGUUCGGCAUCGUCCUCAUGCAAAAGAACGCCGCCGCCCUCCUCGCCAUCACGGACAUGUCCCAGCUCACCGCCUUCCUCAAAGACCGCCUGUUUGACGUCUACAUUGACUCGUCGCCGUCGUCGAACUCCAUCCUCGAGAACGGCUUCUUCGGCAGCUCCUCGAGCAGCAUCGACAAGGAAGUCUACCGCGCCGACCAGCUCGUGCGCGACGCGUGCGAGGUCAAGAUCACGCCCGAGAUGCUCAAGGCGUACCAGGUUGAGUGGGAGGAGAAGACGCGCACCGAACAGGAGCGCGAGGCCGAGCUUGAGGCGCUGCGCGCGAGCAACGCCAGCUACGCGGUGCGCAUGCGCAAACUUGAGGAGCGCCUGCAGGAGGUGGACGCCGAGCAGGCGUCGCUGGCCACGGAGCUGGUGCACACAAAAGUUGAAAAUGACGAGCUGCGCGACGAGAAUGAGGGCCUCCGAAUUCAGGUGCAGGAGCUGCGCAUUGUCAUCGAGAAGCAGCCCGCCGAGAUCGAGGCCGUCUGGCAGCUCGAGCGCGACGACCUCAUGAAGCGCAACGAGAAGGUGCACGAGGAGAACCAGCGGCUCGAAAAGGAACUGUCGGAGCUUGAGGAGGAGCUGGUGCAGACUAAGAUGCAGUAUGCCGAGAUCAACUCGCAACACGAGGCCCUGACUAGGAAAUGGACCGAUCUCAAGAGACAGUUCCAAUGA